CCGUUUUGCGGAAUCGUACGUGUUAUUUAGUGUUGGUAUCUCCCUAUGAAGCUGCUUGUGACGGAUAGUCGCGCUGAAAGAUGUCUCCGUGGACGGUGGAUGCAUUUGCGAUAACACCCCAAAUGUAUCAAGUAAUUCCUGGUAUAAUCUGUUGCACCGCUGUAGUGUAUAAAUUGCUGAGAUGGAUAGACAGAAGGAGCUGUCUAGCGGCGAUCGAGAAAGCACAUACGACCAGGAAGAUUGCGUUGAACGUAAUGGAAAGAGCUGUGUUGGAGUUCAACGCUUCGGGCAGAUCUGGAGACAUUGAAUCUAUUCUGUCUCUAUCACUUCUGAACCUUCAGGAACGAUUGCAGGAAGGUUCUCUUUCUCCUGACUGUGUGGUGCUUGCUUACAUGGAGAAGGCUUUGGAAGUCACUGAACUGCUGAACUGCAUCACAGAUUUUCUUCCAGAAUGUCAAACACAGCUGAAGAAUCUUGAUGGGAAGAAGAAAGGACUUCUGUAUGGGAUCCCUGUCAGCAUUAAGGACAAUGUGAGCUACAAGGGUCACGAUUCAACAUGUGGACUGAAGAAAUUCUUACAGCAGCCAGCAACUGAAGACAGUGUCGUGGUCCAAGUGCUGAAGAAACAAGGGGCUAUUCCUUUUGUGAAGACAAAUGUCCCUCAGUCUAUGCUAAGCUAUGAAUGCAGUAACCCUAUUUUUGGGCAAACCAUCAACCCACAUGACCACAAACGUACACCAGGCGGGUCAUCUGGUGGUGAGGCUGCCCUGAUCGCAUCUGGUGGUUCAGUCCUUGGCAUUGGGAGUGAUAUUGGUGGCAGCAUCCGGGUGCCAGCUGCAUUUUGUGGAAUCUGUGGCUUCAAACCAACAGAAAAUCGCUUGAGCUCUAAAGGAAUCAGAACGGCUGUGCCUGGACAAAGUGUUGUCAGUGCGGCAGUUGGCCCAAUGGCCAGAGAUGUGGAUAGUUUGGCCUUGUGCAUGAGAGCCCUGUUAUGUGAAGAUAUGUUCCAGUUGGAUCCCUCUGUGCCACCUAUUCCCUUCAACGAUGAGGUAUUUUCUAGCUCUAAGCCUUUGAGGAUAGGUUAUUAUGAGAGUGAUGAGUUUUGGAUCCCCAACACCAGCAUGAAACGUGCAGUAAUGGAAACUAAACAGCUGCUGGAGAAUGCAGGCCACAUGCUGGUUCCCUUCAAACCUCUGAGAACUCGAACUGUAUUGAAUGAACUUUUUAUGAGAGGUAUUGCUUCUGAUGGUGGUCGUAUACUUAUGGAAAGACUUAAAGGAGACAUUAUCGAUCCAACUUUGAAAGAUUUGCUGUUUGUAAGCACGGCACCUAAAAUAAUAAUGAAGAUCCUGCACUUUCUUCUGAAGCCAUUUAGUCCUAGAAUUUCAGAGAUCCUCAAGCAUUUGGGUGGAGUAAGAUCAGUCCAUGAACUGUGGAAACUGCAUGUUGCAAAAAAGGCUUACUGUGAUGAGUAUAUUGACGCUUGGAAAAGUGCAAAACUUGAUGUCUUACUUUGUCCAGCGUUAGGUCCAGCCCUCACUGCUGGAUAUGCCGGAAAAGUGACAGUUUCAUCCGCGUGCAACGUUAUUUUCAACCUAUUAAAUUUCCCAUCUGGUGUAGUGCCAGUCAGUACAGUAACAGAGCAGGAUGAAGAGGAUUUGAAGAGCUAUGUUGGCUACUGUAAUGACCUUUGGGACAGGACUUUCAAAAAGGGUGUAUCAGGAGCUGUUGGUCUUCCGUUAGCUGUGCAAUGUGUAGCCUUGCCUUGGCAGGAUGAACUCUGCCUGCGUUUGAUGAAAGAAGUGGAAAGAGUUACUCAAAAGAAGAAGAUGGUGUAAAGAGCUCAGCUGUUGAAGCAAGCUUUCAAAAAAGCUGCUUCCAACUGAACCAUCAUGCAGAUGCUGCUCAACUUGUGGGGGAGGAUGCAUAGUUUGGCGCAUUAUCUAUUUUGGAGUAAUUAGUAUAAUUUAAGGAUUUAAAUACUGUAGAUCAAAUGGUGAUGUAUUUGAUAUAUUUGAAAGAUGUAAGCUAAGCUGGAUACCUUUCACUGAUCCUUGAAACACAUCAGUAUGUUGAAAUGAUCAGAAAUUUAUUGUAUUUUGGUAUCUCAAGUUUUUGAUGCAAUAAGACACGUGUUAAGUAAAAGAUCUCUCAAAAUAUUGUAGUCAGGAAUAUCACAAACUGAAUUGAUACUUGGUUCCAUAGCAUUAAAAUUAGGCUUCAGUUUCCAUUUUUUGGUGUUUUGUUUGGUUGACUAAUGUAAAUUACAAUACUGAAUUAAUGAUGUGAUUUAGGAAUUUUUCACUGACCUUUUGGACACAUGGAUUGCUUGUUCCUUGAAUCUAUAGAAAUUAGUCAAAUAGUUAUAAACCUGUGAAAACAUUGACAUUUAAACCUGAAUUCCCAAAUGUAGAUGGAUGGAGUUAUGUCACAGGUUAAAGGAAAACUUAAACAUGAACUGAAUUAGCAGAAUUCUGGAAUUAGCUGAAAUAGGGUAAGGGCAGAUAAUCGGCCUGCUCGUGGGAAGUCUGGUUUAGCCGUCAGUGAUUGAUCUAUUGUCAUGUGUACCGAAUUUUAGUGAAAAGCUUUGUUUACGAGCAAUACAGGCUGAUCAAGGUAAGCAAAGAUAUACAGAUCAGAGGUUGUAAAAAGAUUUAUAACAGAGGUAUACAGACUGUAUUGCACAGGAUGUGCCGAGGUGAGAUCAACGUCAGCAGGAUCAGAAUUAUUUGAGGCUGGAGAAUCUAUUCAUCUGUCUGAUAACGGCCAGAAAGAAGCUGUUCCUGAACCUGCUGGUGCGUAUGUUUUAAGUUUCUGCCGAAAUGAAGAGGUUGUAGGAAAUCAUUACCGAGGUGGGAUGGGUGUUUGAUGUUGGCAGCCUUUCUGCGGCAGCGAGCAGUGUAAAUGGAGUCCGUAGAUGGAAGGUUGACUUCUGUAAUGGUCUGGGCUGUGCACACCACCUUCUGUAGUUUUUUACAGUCCUGGGCAGAGCAGUUGCCGACCAGACUGUUAUGCACUUGGACACUAUUCUUUCAAUGGUGUGUCUGUAGAGAAGUUGGUGAGAGGAAUGAUGGGAGAAUGCGUGGGUUGGGCUACAUAGAGACAUAGAAAAUAGGAGCAAAAGUAGGCCAUUUGGCCCUUCGAGCCUGCUGUCCGAUCCAAUAUGAUUAUGGCCGAUCAUCCAACUCAGUAGCGCAUUCAACCUUCUCAUAUAACCUUUGAUCACGUUAGCCCCAUGUGCUCCAUCCAACUCCAUCUAGAAUUCAUAUAAUGUUUUGGCCUUGAUUGCUUUCUGUGGUAGGAAACUCUGCAGGCAAACUACUAUUUGGGUGAAGAAAUUUCUCCUCAUCUAGUGAGGAUGCUUUACAUCCCCUGGUCCUUGACUGCCUUGCCAUCAGGAACAUGCUGUUGCAUUGACGCUGUUUAGUCUUGUUAGAAUUUUAUAUGUUUCUGUGAGAUUCCCCACAUCCAUUCUUCUGAACCCUAGCAAAUAUAGUCCCAACCAAUUCAAUAUCUCUUUAUAUGUCAGAAAUCAAUCUGGUAAAAUUUUGCUGCACUCCCACUAUAGCAAGAACAUCGUUCCAUUGAUAAUGAGACCAAAACUGCCCCCACAAUCCCAGGUGUAGUGUCACUGAGGCCCUUUAUAAUUGUAGCAAGACAUGAAGGCUCCUACACUCUAAUCCUUUCGCUAUGAAAGCUGAUAUACAAUUUGCCUUCCUUACCAUCUGCUGAUUGUCACUGUGUCAUUGGUCUAAUAUCAUACUUUAUAAAAUUGAACAGCCUAUCUUCAUUUUGGCAGAUACUCUUCUUAGGAACAGGUAGCCAAAGCUCCCUGGGUGUGUUUAAACUCUGAUUAUCCCUCUCAUCAAAAGCACCGAGGAGAAUCCUUGACACCAUAUUUCAAGAACAAAUACCCUUCAUUGAGAAAGGCUUUUGAGAUACCUGCAUGCGUGCCAUAAUGACACACUGGCAACAACCUCCUCCAUCCCACAUUAUCACUUUUGCUUUCCAGAACUAACACUAAUUAGUCAAACAUGUUUGUUAUCCUAAAAUAAAUGUCUACAGAGAGAAAUCCAUUUUCUUCAACUUUACCUGUUGUAUUUGUACAUAUUUUGGGUUUUAUAGAUGUGCUGUCUUACUACAAAUGGGUAGCCAGUUUUGCAUCAUCGUUGAAUAGCUUUUGUUUAUAAUAAAUCAAGAAAUGUGUGUUUAUUGAAGAAACUGGUUGAAUGAUCUUUCAUUUUAAAUCUAAUUUAGAAAAAGUACAUGACCAUGUUGAACAGGUUAAAACAAUCAAAUUAAUGUUCUGACCUGUGAAGUAAUGGAAGUACAAAGUCAAUACAUGUCUUCCAUCUCAGUAAAAAUGCUGUCUUUUAUCUUUCUGUCUUAAUCCCAUCUUUAUCAUCUUAGUUUUCUGCACAUGAUUUUACAAUGAAUUUCUAUAUUUUAAUUUAUACUUUUGGUUUAAACAUGUCAUGGAAAGGAUUCUUCAAUCUGAUUGGUUGAUGAGUUGUGCUGUUGCUUGCCCAUGCCAUAUGUCCCCUGCAGAGGGCCCUCUGUCCAACAGAAUCUCUAAAUACCAUACUGUGCUCGUCAGAACCUAUGAAGAUUGGAUAAGUGACCAAGGUUGACUGCCAGUUCUCCAUUGGUGACGUCAAAGUCCAGACUUUCCCUUUGAUAUUAAAUCCCAUUUUGCCCUGGGUUCUGAGUUAAGAAGUUUUUGAACUGUAUGCAUAUUUUGAAAUCAGCAGAACCUCUUGUAUCCCUUUAAGCAGAUAAAUUGAUACAAAAUGUGUUGUAAUCUACAGAUAUGGAAAAUGUACCUUUCCUAAAUAUAUAAUGGCCUCAGGUCCACCCUCUAAUUGUAUCUAGCAUGUUUAUCAUUUUCUUAGAGCAUACAUGGAAUUAAUUGCCAGAACCUGUCUCUUUCACUCAUAAGGUAAUUGUGAACUCAGACAUAAGAUUAACCACAAUAAAUUUGCAACACAUCUUGGAUUAAGAUAGGUUGUACACCUGACCACUGAUUUUAAUAAAACAACUUGUGUAACUUUCUGA
This is a messenger RNA of Stegostoma tigrinum, 5055 nucleotides long. RefSeq names its product vitamin D3 hydroxylase-associated protein-like. Lineage: Eukaryota; Metazoa; Chordata; Chondrichthyes; Orectolobiformes; Stegostomatidae. Gene Ontology annotation, molecular function: amidase activity; fatty acid amide hydrolase activity. The record is from RefSeq and is a predicted model, not a curated record. Bases 81 to 1838 code for a protein of 585 amino acids. The transcript has 15 exons. Gene Ontology annotation, biological process: fatty acid catabolic process.